UACCGCUGGCUUCCAGGGUGAAUGUGUGCAGGCAGAGCCGGAGACACAGCGUUACCGUCAUGUUGACACUGACACUAAGACAGUUUAUCAGGCCCUUAAGCCAGCGUGGUCCUGCAGCUCUGAGUGCAGGCCUGAGGGAGCAACACUCUGCAGCCGCUCGGCCAGCUGAACAUGACCGGCCCUGGACUGGGCAGGACAGCCUGGCUCAAGAUGACCCUGAGAUGUGGAACUUGUUGCAGAAAGAGAAAGACAGACAGUGUCGUGGACUGGAACUCAUAGCUUCAGAGAAUUUUUGCAGCAGAGCAGCUCUUGAGGCUCAGGGCUCUUGUCUCAAUAACAAGUACUCAGAAGGCUACCCAGGAAAGAGGUAUUACGGUGGUGCAGAGGUGGUGGAUCAGAUUGAGCUGCUGUGUCAGAAGCGGGCUCUGGAGGCAUUUGAUUUGGACUCGGAUCGCUGGGGUGUCAAUGUCCAGCCCUAUUCGGGCUCCCCCGCCAACUUCGCUGCUUACACAGCUGUGCUCAACCCUCAUGACCGCCUCAUGGGCCUGGACCUGCCUGAUGGUGGACAUCUUACCCAUGGCUAUAUGUCUGAUGUGAAGCGAAUCUCCGCCACCUCCAUCUACUUUGAGUCCAUGCCCUACAAACUCAACCCUCAAACAGGCCUAAUAGACUAUGACCAGAUGGAGAAGACUGCAAAGCUGUUUCGGCCUAAGCUGAUCAUCGCUGGCACCAGCGCCUACGCCCGACUCAUCGACUACGCCCGCAUCAAGAAGCUGUGUACAGAGUUAAAUGCGUAUAUGCUGGCAGACAUGGCCCACAUUAGUGGCCUUGUGGCUGCUAAAGCUAUUCCCUCUCCAUUUGAGCACGCUGACCUUGUCACCACAACCACACACAAAUCCCUCAGAGGAGCCAGAGCUGGGCUGAUAUUCUUUCGUAAAGGCGUGCGCUCAGUGGAUAAGAAAGGUGCUGAAGUUAAGUAUGACCUCGAAGACAAGGUCAACUUCUCAGUCUUCCCCUCUCUCCAGGGCGGACCCCACAAUCAUGCCAUUGCUGGGGUCGCUGUAGCUCUCAGACAGGCCAACACCCCGAUGUUCAAAGAGUAUAUUGCACAGGUGAUGAAGAAUGCUAAAGCCAUGGCCAAUGCAUUGCUGAAGAAAGGAUACACUCUUGUGUCAGGUGGGACUGAUAAUCACCUGGUUCUGGUAGAUUUAAGGCCACAGGGAAUGGAUGGGGCUCGAGCAGAGAGGGUCUUGGAGCUUGCCUCAAUCACUGCCAACAAAAAUACCUGCCCAGGGGACAAGAGCGCCCUUACACCAGGAGGCCUCCGACUGGGUGCCCCUGCACUAACGUCUCGCCAGUUUAAGGAAGCAGACUUUGAGCAGGUUGUGGAAUUCUUGGACGAAGGCUUCAAAAUUGCUCUGGAUGUCAAGAAAAAGACCAAAAAGCUGGCGGAGUUUAAGAGCUUCCUGCUGGAGGACCCGGAGACAGUGGCACGCAUCGCAGACCUGCGCUACCGUGUAGAGGCUUUCGCUCGACCCUUCCCUAUGCCAGGCUUCCCUGACCACUAACCCAGCUCAGAGACAGGCAGAGAGAGAGAGACAGGAGUGAAUCCACACACCUAUCUAGGAGCCUUGUGGCUUUCGUCAGGAAAAUGAACAAAGUAAACAAGGUGGUCAGUAUUCAGACAGUAUUCAGACAGUUUUCAGACAGUCUUUUUAGUUUCUGUUUUUAGCCUUUGUUCAAACGUGUUGUUAAACAUUGACAGUGAAAUUUUGCAAAAUACUGUGGAGGUGAUAAGUGGUCACUGGGCAGAAUUUUGCUGAAUCAAUGAAAAAUGUUUUUUGUUCCUUUUUUGUCUUUUCUCAAAUGCAUUAUAGAUUGGUAGUCUUUAAAAGACCAAUAGUGCAAAUACACUGUUUUGCAUGCUGAAAGUUUUCUUAAUGCUUCAGAGGGCUCCUCUUGGAAUCUGCUCUAGUGCCAGCAGGCUCACUUUCAGAGUGGCUCUAACAGAAAGAGGUGAAGUGUAUGACGGGUUAGAUCAGGAAUUCCAAAUAUUGUGGUUUGGCAUGGUUAGUCACAGGGCAAGUUAAAAGCUGAAACUAAAUGUUGGACUUGCCAAACAAAAGCUGUUCAGUGGCAAAAUCCAGCUUGUGAAAUACAGUUUGGGCAACUCUGUCUAUGGUAGUAUUAAUCCUAGCUGAGACUGCAGCUAGACUAACAGCUAACCAUGUCUAAGACCAGGCACUCGAGCAAAAAAUCCUGACAGAUCGUUGCACUGCCCUGGCAUUCAAUGUUUACAGAUCAUUUUUCAUCUCUCAUGUCUUAAUGUGUAAUUGCGGAACAAAUAUCUAUCAUGAAUCUCUUUAUGCCUCAGCAUAGAUUAUUUUCUUUUUCACCCUAACUACUGCUGCUUUCAGUUUAGAGGGAAAAACAUUAAUUCCUAUUUAUAUAGAAAGACUAAACGCACACGUGUGUCUAACGUUUAUAGUGUAAUUAUAAGCACAGAGCUUAUGAUGGAGGUCAUUGAUGUAUUACAGAGUAACUGGAGUUAUAGAUUACGUGGGGAAAUGGCAGAGGGAGGUUGCAAGUAGUGCCAAGUUCUUUAACUGUGAAGAUGCACACAGCAUAAGCAGAUAUUUGAUUUAAUUAGUCUACUAAUCACCCUCACCUCAUACUAACUGCUGUGGUUUUAGUGUGAUGUAAUGAUAAUGGUGACCAAACAUAUGGGGUACUGUUAAACUUACAGUGAGGCUAAGAGAUGUUUUGGUGUACAUGUCUUGUCCUUUCCCUGUACAAGUAGUCCACCAGCAAUGCCUACAGUAGCCUCUGGUUUUCCCCUUUACUCUCAGAGGUCUUAACAUCCAGACCUUGAGUCCAGUUUCUGCUCCUGAAUUUUGUAACGUAACUGAUUGGUCACCUUGUGAUAUACCUACAGGCGAUCACAAAAUCCAGAAACUGGGUACAAGGUCUGGGUUUGAAGACUUGUGCUCUAGUCUAUCAUUCUCCAGAAUGCUGCCUAAGAGAACUUUUUAUCUGUAACCUUUUUUAAGACCUUUACAAAGUGAUUUUAUAAGAAAGUCUAAUCCCAAUAAAAUGUGCAGUAGCUAAA
This is a messenger RNA of Colossoma macropomum (tambaqui), 3109 nucleotides long. RefSeq names its product serine hydroxymethyltransferase 2 (mitochondrial) (gene shmt2). Gene Ontology annotation, cellular component: mitochondrial matrix; BRISC complex; mitochondrial inner membrane. The record is from RefSeq and is a predicted model, not a curated record. Gene Ontology annotation, biological process: regulation of oxidative phosphorylation; folic acid metabolic process; L-serine catabolic process. The transcript has 12 exons. NCBI's taxonomy places the organism in Eukaryota, Metazoa, Chordata, Actinopteri, Characiformes, Serrasalmidae. Gene Ontology annotation, molecular function: cobalt ion binding; mRNA regulatory element binding translation repressor activity; serine binding. The coding region runs from base 60 to 1568 and encodes 502 amino acids.